Molecule: messenger RNA, 1167 nt
Organism: Lactuca sativa (garden lettuce)
Lineage: Eukaryota; Viridiplantae; Streptophyta; Magnoliopsida; Asterales; Asteraceae
Product: ethylene-responsive transcription factor ERF043
Biological process (GO): regulation of DNA-templated transcription
Molecular function (GO): DNA-binding transcription factor activity; DNA binding
Source: RefSeq, a predicted model, not a curated record
CUCUGUCUCUUUACUUUCUCUCUCUAUAUUUAUCUGUGUAUCUAUAUAAACUCCUCGUAACACUUCUGAAUGCAUUUAGAUUUUAGACUUCAAACUUUCUCCCUAACGAAUCUCACUUCACUUAUACAUCCUUCCAAAAACCAAGUACUUGUCUUUCUCGUUCGGGUCGGAUCAUCCAUUUCAAGAUUUCUUUAACAGCAGCUUUACUAGCUAUUUGCACACUGGGUAAUCACCUACAAUGGCGGAGGCUCUGAACUCUGAGACUGAGUCCACCACCACCACAAUAUCCGACCCAUUUUCUAAAGAACUGAGUUUAGAGGAUCCAAAUAGGAAAUGGAUCAAACGUAGCAGAGAAAAUGCAGAAGAUGAUGAUGGCAAUAGCAGUAGUAGCAAAGCCACCAAAAACAACAGUAAACAUCCGGUUUACAGAGGUGUUCGGCGGCGGGCGUGGGGAAAAUGGGUAUCGGAGAUCCGACAACCGAAGAAGAAAUCUCGGAUCUGGCUUGGAACCUUCCCUGACCCGGAAAUGGCUGCACGUGCACACGACGUCGCUGCACUCUCCAUCAAAGGCAAGUCCGCCAUUCUUAACUUCCCUGAACUUUCGGACAUCUUGCCCCGACCCAUUUCAUGCUCACCAUGUGAUGUCCAGGCAGCGGCCACUAAAGCUGCUUCCAUGGUUCAUCUCAACCAGAUCACAACCGCAAUGACGCCGUCCACGUCUGCUUCUUCGACCUGCUCCGCCGCGUCCACGUUGACGUCGUAUUCGGGAAAGCCACCGUCGGAAGAGCUGAGCGAGAUAGUGGAGCUUCCAAGUUUGGGAGAAGGGUUUAACUCGAACGAUUUUGUAUUUGUGGACUCUGGUUGGGACUACUUCUCGUCGUCGCCAUGGGUGGAGGGCGGCGACGGUGGAUGUUUCGGUGGAGAGCCGUUGUCUGUAAUGCCGUCGACUUCCGGACAUGUUAUAUCACCUGGCAGCUUUUUCUUUGAUGCCUUAUUAUGGCAAUAUUAAUAAAAUAAAAAUAAUAAAUGUUUCUUUUAGUUUUUCUAGUUGUUUUCUGGAGUUUAGUCUCUUAAACCACAUUUUUAUAUCACGAGGAGUGUCAUAAAUGUUAAAUUUGAUAUGUAAUUUAAGGGGUGAUUAUAAAUUGAUUAGCGUGUUUAUUAAAA